CGUCGACAUGGUGUUGGAUAUGCCACCGACCAAAUUGAUAAUAGCCUAUGUGCUCGACUGGGUCUUGCUCAUUUUCGCCACGCCAUACCAUCGCCCUUUCUCCCUCAUCGACCUCGCCAUCAGUUACCCCUAUGUGGAGAACGAUGAAAUUUCAACAGCACUACUGGUAAUUCUUUCCCUGGUGCUACCAGCUGUUGUCAUAGCAGUUGUGACUGCAUUAUUCGUACCUGCCUUUUCACGCUCCCGUCUCCGCGAUCAACGAUACUGGAAACGCAAACUUUGGGAAUUCAAUGCUGGGUGGAUGGGUCUGGGACUCAGUUUCGCACUUGCCUUUUUCAUCACCACAGGCAUCAAAAACCUUAUUGGCAAACCGCGACCAGAUCUGUUGGCUAGAUGUCAACCUGAUUUGAACGAUAUCGCAGCGCACGUAGUUGGCGGUUACGGUCAAGAUAUAUCGCAAAGAUGGACAUUGGUCAGCUCGUCCAUUUGCACGCAAACAGAUCGCAAACUCUUGAAUGAAGGCUUCCGCAGUUUUCUGAGUGGACACUCAUCAAUGAGUUGGUCUGGCCUCCUUUACCUCUCCCUCUGGCUGGCCUCCAAAUUCAACAUGCUGAUUCCAUAUCUCGGCCACGGAACACUCGCCAAACGCAACGAUGAAGACGAUAUCGAGCAAGAAGCCAGAGAACGCGCGGCCGCACCCCCAGUCUUUGGCGCCAUUAUAGUGUUAAUCCCUGUGUGUCUCGCCUUUUUCAUCUGUUCGACUCGCUAUGUGGAUUUCAAGCACCAGGGUAUCGAUAUCUUUUCUGGCGCGGUGUUGGGCAUCAUGACUUCAUGGAUUGGAUUUCGCUGGUAUCAUGGGAGUUUGACCAGAGGACAACCUUGGACAUGGAGUCCUAGAUCCAAGGACCGUGCUUUUGCUGUCUCUAGUGGGACGAAUGGGUGGAUUGGCGAUGGCAUUGUGAUGAGGGAGAGGGUGCAAAGGAUCAGAGAUGUUGACGUUGACGUUGAGGCUGGUGGUUCCAAUAUUCCUAUUGUUAAG
Aureobasidium vineae is the source of this 1039-nucleotide messenger RNA. The record is from the annotation of a GenBank genome assembly. Lineage: Eukaryota; Fungi; Ascomycota; Dothideomycetes; Dothideales; Saccotheciaceae.